UAGUCAGUUGUGUCUCUUUGUCCGCCACACACUUUGCUGGGUUAAUUAUUUUCCACCAAACUCACCAUAAACUGUAGUUUUCUUGACCUCAACCUUCAUUUAAACUUAUCUUCCCAUCGCUGCUUUCCACAUGACCAGAAACUCUGAAGCGUCUCUUUAUUCUAUUAAACAUUAACCUGCUGGUGUCUGAGCUCAUAAAGUGGAGAAACAUCUGCAGCAGCUGGCGUCCAUCUGAGAGACAGUAGCUUCUUAUCUGCCAGAAUGACUCGUUAUCAGCUGAGGAGUGAGAAUGUUACGUAACAGAGAGAAAAAAAAGCCAUAAAUGCAAAGACACACCAGAAUACACACCAUUUAAAAAUAAAAAAGAUGCACAACUGUGGAAAUGUCUGUAAAAUUAUAAUAUUUAGCUGAUUUAAAUUCAAAAUAUGUGAAUUUAUUUUAUUUUAUUUAUUUUAUUAAAAUAUUUUAGUUAUUGAAAUAUUUUCACUGCUUUGUUCAAAUACUAAACAUUUUAUGAAAAAACAAACAAACAAACAAAGGCUAAAACUGUAAAUAAAAUCCACAUCAAAAAUCUGUGUUUUAGAAAUAAUUUGUUCUUUUACACAUUUAUUUUAUAUAAAAACAUAUUUUGACUCUAAAAACAACAACAGAUAACAUUGACAUCAAUAAUCUGCAUUUAAGAAUUUAUUCUAUUAUAACUUAUGAUCACAAAGUCAGUUUUACUGUAACCAUAAAGGAAUCCUGUUAUUUUAGUUUUGAAGGUUCUCUAACAUUUUUAACAGUUUAAACGUUUUUUUCUUUGCUGUCAUAUUUUCUUUCUGCCUAUUUUUACAGUGUACACAGGAACACAUAGAUUACCAGAUUUUAUUGUAUUUAAAUGAGCAAAAAUCUCCUCAUUUACCAACAUUUGUUUAUUUAAAAGUUUAGGAAGCAGUUUUUUGUGACUAAAAUAAUAAUUAAACUGUAAAUGUCAAAAAUCAGACCUUUUACAAACAGUCAUUUAUUUUUUCAGUGUUUUACUGCAUUUAAAUCUGAUGAAGGAUCUUUGUUUUUAACACAUAUUUGUCAUUGUUUUUCAGUCUCAGUGUAAAGUUUUCCUACGUUCUUUGACAGUUUAUCAUUUGACAUAUUUAUUAAUGUGUUGUCUGGUCGUUUGAACCGGCUCAGAGUUUCCUCCUGAAUGCAGACGCUCUGGUUCAGUGAGUGAUCAGCAGAUAAGAGCAGGAACACCUGGCAUUCCUUCAGGUGGAGGUGGGCGGGCUUAGGGCAGGGGGAGAGCCUGUGGAUCCUCUGCAGCUGUGUGGAUCUGUGAGUUCUCAGUGGAACAUGGGCUCAGCCGCAGAGCAAACAGCCGACGGUCCGUCUGAAGAACGGCCAGGAAGCUGAAGCCUCAGCAGCUCAGGAACAGAAGAAAGGUGGUUUGUUUCACAGAGAAACCCUCCAGGUUCUCCUGAUCACCCGCAGAACCCUCCAGGUUCUCUUUGUUCCUGCAGUGGUCCUCAGCUGCUGCAGCUGCAGCUGUUCAGGUUCUGUUUGUCUCCAGAAAUCUGUUCUUUGUUCCUCAGAGUUUCUGUCAGGCAGCAGCUGGACUGAAGUUCUCUGGAGUUUCUUCUGUUUGGUGGAAUGUUCAGUAGACUGGGCCAGUCUGGAGAUGUUCUGUUAGAGGAGGUUCUGUUAGUGGAGGUUCUGUUAGAGGAGGUUCUGUUAGAGGAGGUUCUGUUAGUGGAGGUUCUGUUGGAGGAGGUUCUGUUAGUGGAGGUUCUGUUAGUGGAGGUUCUGUUAGAGGAGGUUCUGUUAGUGGAGGUUCUGUUAGAGGAGGUUCUGUUAGUGGAGGUUCUCUUAGAGGAGGUUCUGCUAGAGGAGGUUCUGUUAGAGGAGGUUCUGUUAGUGGAGGUUCUGUUAGUGGAGGUUCUGUUAGAGGAGGUUCUGUUAGAGGAGGUUCUGUUAGUGGAGGUUCUCUUAGAGGAGGUUCUGCUAGAGGAGGUUCUGUUAGAGGAGGUUCUGUUAGAGGAGGUUCUGCUAGAGGAGGUUCUGUUAGUGGAGGUUCUGUUAGAGGAGGUUCUGUUAGUGGAGGUUCUGUUAGAGGAGGUUCUGUUAGAGGAGGUUCUGUUAGUGGAGGUUCUCUUAGAGGAGGUUCUGCUAGAGGAGGUUCUGUUAGUGGAGGUUCUGUUAGAGGAGGUUCUCUUAGAGGAGGUUCUGUUAGUGGAGGUUCUGUUAGAGGAGGUUCUGUUAGAGGAGGUUCUGUUAGUGGAGGUUCUGUUAGAGGAGGUUCUGUUAGAGGAGGUUCUGUUAGAGGAGGUUCUGUUAGAGGAGGUUCUGUUAGAGGAGGUUCUGUUAGUGGAGGUUCUGCUAGAGGAGGUUCUGCUAGAGGAGGUUCUGUUAGUGGAGGUUCUGUUAGAGGAGGUUCUGCUAGAGGAGGUUCUGUUAGUGGAGGUUCUGCUAGAGGAGGUUCUGUUAGUGGAGGUUCUGUUAGUGGACACUGUGAGGGCAUUAUUUGAAGACGCUAUAAGGACUUUGAGAAAGUGUGUAGACGUUUAGGAGACGUUGUGUUCGUGGACAUUAUGAGGAUGUUGUGAGGACACUGUGUGGUUUCUUGACAUUAUUCAUAUUUUUACUAAUUAAUGUUUUGACAGUCAACAUCUAAUUAAAAUUUAUUUUCUGUGACUUUUAGAUAUUCAAGAUAAAACAUCAGUAAUUUAACAAAACAGGAGAAAUCUCUAAAAAUCUUUUCAGUUUUUUCAGUCUUUGAUGCACAUAUUUUAUCUUUCACAUAACAGUAGAUAUUUGAAAAAAAUAGUCUAAAUACAGUAAAAAAAAGUGUAACUUUAUUAUCAAACAUUGCAAAACAGAUAAUUAGUAUUUAUAAAAAUGUGGACGUUAUUAAAAGUUUGGGCUGGUUUUGUUUUUUUGUUUGGAUUUUUCUAAGAUUUUCCAGUAAAUUGUUUUACAAAGUCAGUUAAACUACUUUAAAAUGUUUUUUAUGACGU
Molecule: messenger RNA, 2987 nt
Organism: Acanthochromis polyacanthus (spiny chromis)
Lineage: Eukaryota; Metazoa; Chordata; Actinopteri; Pomacentridae
Exons: 11
Coding region: 1624-2538 (304 amino acids)
Source: RefSeq, a predicted model, not a curated record